AUGAAAAUGAUCUGGUUGAUAAUAUUAAGCGCAUGGUUCAUCGGCUACAUUUUAAUCGGAUUUCUAGUUCGAUGUUGGACGAAAUUUACAAAUAGACAUUUUGAGUCAAAUAACAUUAAUUUAAAAGGUAAAACAGUUUUGAUAACUGGUGCGAACAAUGGCCUUGGAAAGGGAGUAGCAAGGUUUAUGGCAAACAAAGGGGCUCGAGUCAUCAUGGCUUGCAGAAACAUGAAAACUGGAAAAGCUGUUCAAGACGAAAUUAUCAGAGAAAGUGGUAAUGAUCAGAUAAUAUUACUUAAUGUCGACUUGUCAUCAUUUAGAUCAAUACACGAAUUCUGCUCAAAAGUUAUUGCAACAGAAACAAAGAUUGAUAUAUUAAUUCACAAUGCAGCUUAUGCUGGAUUUAUUAAAAAAGCUGUAAGUGCUGACGGAAUCGAACUUACGAUGGCGACAAAUCAUUAUGGACCGUUUCUCAUGACAACGCUUCUGAUGGAUCUUUUGAAGAAGUCAGCACCACGUAGAAUAGUUGUUGUAACUUCCAAAUGCCAUUCAGUCUCAUAUUUUACACCUCAAAAUGAAAAACAUUUGAAUCCUAUCGAUUGUUGGCUGCCAUUGUAUCAAUAUAGCAAUUCAAAGCUUGCCAAUUUGUUGUUUACAUUUGAGUUAGCUCGUCGACUGGAAGGAACUGGAAUCACAGUGAACGCGCUUCAUCCUGGAACCGCAAAUAGCGAGAUUUGGCAGACUGAAUCACGAAUAAUGAAUUUAAGUCUUUACAUUUUUCGAAAGUUUUUAAGAUCUGUAAAUGAAAGUAUUCAGACUACACUCUAUGUGUCUUUAUCAAAGGAGUUGGAAAAUGUCACAGGAAAAUAUUUCCGUAAUUGCAAGCUUGGAAAGACCCACAAAAUCGCUCAAAAUACAUCAUCGCAGAAGAUUUUGUGGAAAGAGUCUGAAAAGAUUGUGAAUCAAAUAAAUCUAGGUUUGACACUUUGA
Molecule: messenger RNA, 990 nt
Organism: Clunio marinus
Lineage: Eukaryota; Metazoa; Arthropoda; Insecta; Diptera; Chironomidae
Source: the annotation of a GenBank genome assembly